Molecule: messenger RNA, 585 nt
Organism: Fusarium sp. VM40
Lineage: Eukaryota; Fungi; Ascomycota; Sordariomycetes; Hypocreales; Nectriaceae
Source: the annotation of a GenBank genome assembly
AUGCCAUCUCUACAAUCCCCCCUCGAGAUUCUCCCACAAGAGAUCCUCCUCAACAUCAUUCCCUAUCUUCUCUUCUCCCACGCCUCCGCCCUAGCCCGAACUUCAAAGACCCUCUACGCCAUCCUGAACCACGAGCUUUACAAGCAGUGCAAGCUCAUCAACUGGCAUCCCCUCUUCAGCACUGCAAACACCCACACCCUCCAACGCUGUCUUGAAGCGAAUGCGCCGGUUGACUUCCACUGGCCUGACGGCAUCGACAGUGGUACGCUGUAUCUUGCUCGGGGUUGGCGCCCGCUGCGCCAAGCCAUCGCCGAGUAUCGGGUUGAUGUCGUCAAGUGGCUUUUGGCCCAUGGCACUGAUCCUAAUGAGACGUCUGAGGAGAAGCGCCUGCUGAGCUUUCGCGAACCGCCGCUGGCGUUGGCGUUUCGUCGUGGCUAUGGCUCGCUAGAGAAAGCCCUGCCAGCGCGAGAGAUGUUGUUUGCUCUCUGCGAGGCCGGUGCUGAUUUGACAAAGGUCGAACUGGGCGCGGCUGAGGAGAUUGAAGCAAUGCGAUCUGGUGAAAGUUACAUCAGUCUGUAUUGGUAG